Messenger RNA from Orbicella faveolata, 2214 nucleotides. RefSeq names its product CLK4-associating serine/arginine rich protein-like. NCBI's taxonomy places the organism in Eukaryota, Metazoa, Cnidaria, Anthozoa, Scleractinia, Merulinidae. The record is from RefSeq and is a predicted model, not a curated record.
UCGCAAACAAGUUGUAAGAGCAAUUCAUUUGAUUUUUUAAGCUACUUUUUGGGAACAAAAUGAGAGAUCUCAAGGCGAAAGUUCUUCAGAACGACCCUGCAUAGCUUUGAGAGUUAUCUGGGUGACGUUCGAAGAGAAUCGAAGAUGUGGCACGAGGCGAGAAAGCAAGAGAAGAAGUUGAGAGGGAUGAUGGUUGACUAUCGUAAGAGAGCGGAACGGAGAAGGGCGUUCUACGAAAGGAUGAGACUAGAUCCUACUCAAUUCCUUAGAAUUUAUGGACAGAAAUGUAAAAUUCACAUCGAUCCACAGCUUUCAGCUGCAGGAGAUGGAAAAUCUGUAAUGAUGCCCUGGCAGGGAGAUUCAAACAAUAUGAUUGACAGGUUUGAUGUCAGAGCCCAUCUGGAUAUUAUUCCAGAGAAAUCUCCAUCAAGUACAAUAGGAGCUUUGAUGGAAACUGAUCCUGAGGAACACAGAUUAAAUUAUGAGAGAUACAGAACAUUGGUAAUGAUAGACUACAGUGGAGGAACUGAGGAAUCUUACCUGCGGCAGUUAGAAAUAGAAGAAAUGUAUGGAGUAAAGAAAGAUGAUGACAAGAAAAGCAAGGAAAAAAGUCAAGCAAAGGCCACCAUAGGUUUCACAUAUGACAACAGCAAAAGUGUCGGUGAUUCAGACAAGGAUGAUGAUGAUGAUGACAGCAGCGACAGUGAUAGUGACAGCAUUCUUAGUGACAUAGAUGUCACAGUGGAUGUUGACGAAAUUGAUAAAAACCAGCAAGAAACGUUGAACACUCAAGGACUCCAUUAUGGUAUGGCUCCAGCACAGUUUUGCAGAAAGUUGAAAGAAGAUAAAGAAGAGAUCGAAGAACAAAGGAGACUUCGUCAAGAAGAGGAAGAACGGUCUCUUGUUACUGGUCGGCGUGCAAGACGAGAGAGACGCUCACUGCGAGAAAAACAGAGGAGGAAAUUACAUGACACCGAACAGUCACCACCAAGCUAUGCUAGAAAAGCAAGCCCUACUUAUGAACCCUACAGAAGGUCCUCGUCCCGCUCAACAUCCCGUUCACAAUCCCCAGAAAAUGCCGGCAAAGUGGAAUUUAUCACUGAAUUCAGCCAUCCAUCUGUUGACCAGCCUACCAAGACACCGGGCGGUGACUCUCAUACCCAUUCCUCCUCCUCCCGUCCUUCAGAACGCAAGAAGUCGAAGGAGCGUGACAGGUCACAGUCACACAAGAAACACAGAAGUAGAACGCGUUCACGGUCACGCGAUCGCGAGCGACGUCGUUAUCAUGGCAGAUCGCGUGAAAGAUCCCGCGAGAAAAGUAGGUCACGCGAGAGAAGUCGAUCACGCGAGAGAAGUCGAUCACGUGAGAGAAGUCGAUCACGUGAAAGAAGUAGAUCACUUGAAAGAAGUAGAUCACGUGACAGAGACCGUCUCGAUGCUCGUGGACGAGACAGGCACAGACACCGGAGUCAUAGCAGAAGCCGAAGUCACGACCGUGACCGUGACCGUGACCGACGAGAGCGUGACAUUGACCGUGAUGGCGACAAAAAGGAGCGAAAGGGGAUGCCUACCAAGGGACUGGGGCUGCUGAAAAACAAAACAACACCCUCGUCAGGGGGUAGAGAUAAGAUGUCUACCCAAGAAAAGAUGAAGAAGAGAAUGCAGAUGAUGCUCAAUAAACAACUGAAGACGGACAGAAAGGAAGACAGAAGAAAACGAGAAAUGAAAGAACAAGAAAGACGGGAACGAGAGGACGAUCUUCGGGAGAUGCAGCGAAAAUGGCGUGAAAGGGACAGGGAAAGAGACAGAUAUGACAGAAGUCGUUCGUCUUCUCCGAGAGGGAGACGUAGAAGUGUGUCACGAUCCCCACCGCGACGACGGCACGGAAGCAGGUCCCGAUCAACAUCGCCUCAGAAAAUUCCAAUUGUAGAUAUUGAUGCGCAUUCUAAGGGAGAGGAAGUUGUUGAGUAUGUGUAUCCCGUCAAAAAUGACAAGUAACUUCGCCAGUAAAGAGAGCCUCGUUUCCGUGAAGGUAGACCUUGGAAACGAGGCUGUACGAAAACAGAACAGAACUGAGAUUCCACCUUAAUCUAAACGAAGAGAGCAGAAGAUAGCGAGAUGAAAGCAUUUAUGUUUAGUUUUUAAAGAAUUUUGAUGACUGGCUGUGUAAAAUUAUGUGUACUAAGAAAAUUAAAAAACAGAAGUAGCCGUCAA